GAGCUCAUUUUGUAUUUCUUUGCCCCGUGUGCUGUCUUGCAGGGAGUGUUGGAAAGUUUCCUGGGUACGGCGCUGACGGGAGCGGUGUUCUGUCUGCUGGCUGGACAGCCGCUGACCAUCCUGAGCAGCACGGGCCCCGUGCUCGUCUUUGAAAGGCUCCUCUUCAACUUCAGCAAAGACAACGACUUCGACUACCUCGAGUUCCGGCUGUGGAUCGGCCUGUGGUCGGCCGUGUUCUGUCUCCUGCUGGUCGCCACCGACGCCAGCUUCCUGGUGCAGUAUUUCACGCGUUUCACCGAGGAGGGCUUCUCGGCGCUCAUCAGCUUCAUCUUCAUCUACGACGCGUUCAAGAAGAUGAUCAAGCUGGGCCACUACAACCCCAUCAACGCCGGCUUCGAUGCCAACUUGAUCACCCAAUACGACUGCAACUGCAUACCUGGCAACUCGUCAGAUCUCCUUGACCUCUCGCCCUGGACAAACAGUUCUGAUCUGCCAGUGAACACCACCUGGGCGACCCUGACCAAGAAGCAGUGUCUGCAUUACGGAGGUGAGCUGGUCGGAGACGCCUGCGGCUACGUGCCUGACAUCACCCUGAUGUCUUUCAUCCUGUUCUUUGGGACUUACACCUGCUCCAUGGCUCUGAAGAAGUUCAAGACAAGCCGCUUCUUCCCCACCAAGGUGAGGAAGCUCAUCAGUGACUUUGCGAUCAUCUUGACCAUUCUCCUCUUCUGCGGCGUGGACGCCUUCGUCGGUGUGAACACCCCAAAGCUUAUAGUGCCAACGGAAUUCAAGCCAACGAGUCCUCAUAGGGGCUGGUUUGUCAAGCCCUUCGGAGGGAACCCUUGGUGGGUGUACCUGGCUGCGGCCCUCCCCGCUCUGCUGGUAACCAUUCUCAUAUUCAUGGACCAACAGAUCACUGCGGUGAUCGUCAACCGGAAAGAGCACAAACUGAAGAAAGGGGCGGGCUAUCACUUGGACCUGUUCUGGGUGGCCAUCCUGAUGAUAAUCUGCUCGUUCAUGGGCCUGCCGUGGUACGUGGCCGCCACUGUCAUCUCCAUCGCCCACAUCGACUCCCUGAAAAUGGAGACGGAGACGUCGGCCCCUGGAGAGCAGCCCAAAUUCCUGGGUGUGAGGGAGCAAAGAGUCACCGGUAUCUUUGUGUUCCUCCUCACGGGACUCUCCGUCUUCAUGGCCCCCAUCCUCAAGUUCAUUCCCAUGCCGGUGCUCUACGGGGUGUUCCUCUACAUGGGCGUGGCUUCGCUCAAUGGUGUCCAGUUCAUGGACCGCCUGCAGCUGCUCCUGAUGCCAGCCAAGCACCAACCGGACCUGAUCUACCUGCGACACGUCCCCCAGAGACGCAUCCACCUCUUCACCUUUAUCCAGGGCCUGUGCCUGGCCCUGCUCUGGAUCCUAAAGUCCACUGUGGCUGCCAUCAUUUUCCCUGUCAUGAUCCUGGCUCUCGUUGCCGUGCGUAAGGCGAUGGACUACGUGUUCUCCCAACACGACCUGAGCUACCUGGACGACGUCAUCCCAGAGAAAGACAAGAAGAAGAAGGAGGAUGAGAAGAAAAAGAAAAGCAAGAAGAAAGGAAGCAUCGACAGUGAAAUUGACUUUUCUGACUACCCCUACCAUGACAAUAUUCCCAGUAUAAAAAUCUCUAUGGAUAUGAUGGAGCAGGAGCCCAUGUUGGGGGAUAAAUCUUUGGAUAGAGAUCAAUCCAAGGCUUUCCUUAACACGCAUUCGCCGUGCUGAGCACUACUUUGAAACUGCCACUGUGGCCGAGUGAUCUUGAAAGAGGUGGAUACGCAAAAGGUUCCCCUCAGAUUCGAAUAGAAGGGGACUCUGAGGAGAACGGUUUUGUCUGGAGGAGGAAGGGCUCUGAAACGGAUCUGUGAACAAAUUAUCCAGAAGAUGCAGCAGAACCAGCGCAGCAUAGCAAACUAUAACCGUCCUCUUUUUUUUUUUUGUGUACUAUAGCAUGUUUAAGGAUUUCAAUCAAAAUGGCUGGAAAAUAUUUUUGUCUUAAAAAAUGUAAACACUCUGGUGGUACUGGUUUGUAAUCAGGGCUGAACUGAGUAUUUAUGUUCUCGAAGAACUAAAAGGGCUACUCGAGGUCACCCAUGUGCAGGUUUUAUAUGCAACACUAAUAUUUUAUGAUUGUACGCUAUCUUAUUCUAUAAAGAGUAUCGAGCCAAAGAUGUCAAAUCAAGAAAGAUGCCCAGAAAGAAGCUAGUUUUAGAGUUUCAUUCUGCAUAUAUCAGGAGUUCCUCCAAAGAACACCGGCAGUAACAGACCUAUCUUUUUUAAAGUAAGGUUUUGAUUGAAUAUUGUAGAUUAUAGCAGUGUAGAAUAACUAGCACAUCAGUUUUAAGAGUUAAAACUACUUGUAUCAUAAGAUUAUUAAAAGAGUGCAUUUGCUUUUCUUGUAGUGAACAAAAGGUUGUCGGUGAUCCCUCACAAGCUGACGCUAAUUUUAAAUCAACAGGCAAAUUAAAUAUUAAUUUAAUCAUCGAUCAAAGGCUGCAUACUCGUCGCAAAGCUAAUCUUUGUGUUAGCCUCAAAAAGACUGGAAAAUCUGUUUGUUUCGUUUCCUUAUCCUUCCCUUCUUCUUCUUUUUCCAUAUUUAUUAUAUUUAAACUCUGUGCGGAACAAUCUGAAUCUGAAGUGUGAUCUUUUUUUCCCUCCCGCGGCGUGGAUCCUCUCCCUGUUUUUGGGUGGAGAUUUCAGAGAUGUGUUUUUACCUGUGAGUAGCUCUACCUCUUCUGUUUCUAUGUAGGUGCCAGGCAUCAUCCUGUUCAAAACAUCUCUCGUGCAAUUCUUUGUGAUCAAACACUUGAUUCAUUUUUCUUUCUCGACUGGCACCGUGUAAGACCUCUGAAUCUGAAUCUUCUAAGUCCUUUUUUUUUUUUUUUUUGCUUUGUGACACUUAAGAUAUUAUAUUUUUGUUAAUCAGUAUGAUUUAAUUAUGUACGAUUUUGCAGUGUUUUAUACGGAAGCCCUAAGAGGACGUGAAUCAGUACAUUUUCUUUUACUCCGUUUCCCCAUGAUAAAGAUUAGAUUUGGUUGUUUUCUCCAGAUCCCAUCUUGAAAUUCUGUUAUCCCAGUUUUUCCCGUGCAAACGAGGUAAUUUCAGUCGUUUUUCCUGAAAUCUCAAGAUAUUAAAAUGGCAAAAAAAAGUGUCGUUAUCCCGAGAUAUCCAGACUUAAAAGUCAAAGAUCUGCAGAAAACAGGCGGAAAUAAUCGUCAGUCAAAUGGAAGUUUAAAUCCACCGAAAUCACUUUCUCAAACAUUUUAAACGAUGUCUACUCGCAGCAUGCU
Messenger RNA from Labrus bergylta (ballan wrasse), 3318 nucleotides. Lineage: Eukaryota; Metazoa; Chordata; Actinopteri; Labriformes; Labridae. The record is from RefSeq and is a predicted model, not a curated record.